AGAUAUUUAAAUAUAAAAUAAAGAAUAUUAUGAUUGGUCCGCUGGCUGUGUGUGUCAUGAUGACGACGAUGAGUCAAGUGGAAGGCGGAAAACGGUGGGAAAGUUUGUUAUAAAUAAACAAAUAUGGAUUAAAAGGUGGCACAGUGGAGCAGCAUUAACGAAUUGCUUGAAAAGAAAAGGACAGCAGAGACAUUGUUCUUCGGAAAAACAUACAAACUAUCCCGACUUUUUUUAAGAGUCGGCUCGCGAGUGAAGAACGUAGCUAGGACCAUGCUAAUGUUGCUAGCUAAGAGGAGGACAGUAGCCGUUACCAGGCAACAGCCGUUAGUUCAGCUGUCCCACCUCGACUUGAACCGGACCAGCGGCUUCAAAGAGGACCUGAGCAUCAGCAUGACACUGAAGCAGAGAACCACAGCGCCUGCGGGUUAAAAUGGACCAAAGACAAAACUCACAGGUGAAACUGAAUCCACUGAACCUUGGGACCAGACCAGGACAUACUCAACCCAACCCUAAGGAGAGGGAGCAGUGGGGCAGUAAGAUUGAGUUCAUCUUGGCAGUGGCCGGGCAUAUUGUCGGUCUGGGAAAUGUGUGGCGGUUUCCAUAUCUUUGCUACAAAAAUGGAGGAGGGGUUUUCUUCAUACCUUAUGUUUUGUUUUUGUUCACCUGUGGCAUCCCACUCUUCUUCCUGGAGACAUCUUUGGGCCAGUACACCAGUCAGGGUGGAAUAACAUGCUGGAGCAAAAUCUGCCCUCUUUUUGAAGGCUUAGGUUAUGGAAGCCAAAUAGUUGUUUUGUACACUGGGGUGUAUUACAUCAUCAUACUGGCGUGGACAUUUCUGUACCUGUUUUCAUCCUUCAGCUCUGAGCUUCCAUGGGCGAGCUGUCACAACAGCUGGAACACAGAUGGCUGCUUCGAGCACGGUCACAAUCAAACAUCCUCUCUGUACCUGUACGGAAAUAGCACCUCUUCGGUUGUAGAGUUUUGGGAGAGGAGAAUCUUGGGCCUGUCCAGUGGAAUUGAGGAAAUUGGCAAUAUUCGCUGGGACCUGGCACUUUGUCUACUACUUGCCUGGACGUUGUGUUACUUCUGUGUCUGGAAUGGAGUGAAGACUACAGGGAAGGUGGUCUACUUCACUGCCACAUUCCCAUAUGUAAUGCUGGUGGUGCUGCUUGUUCGUGGUCUUACAUUACCGGGGGCCAAAGAGGGAAUCAUGUUCUACCUCUACCCAGAUCCAUCCCGCCUCGCUGACCCAGAGGUAUGGAUGGAUGCUGGCAGCCAAAUUUUCUACUCCUAUGGAGUUUGCACAGGUGUUCUGACAUCUUUAGGAAGUUACAACAAGUACAGCAACAACUGCUACAGUUUAACCAGCUUCAUUGCUGGCUUCGCCAUCUUCUCUGUGCUCGGUUUUAUGGCAAAGGAGCAAGGUGUGGAUAUAUCAAUGGUGGCUGAAUCAGGUCCAGGUUUGGCAUUCAUUGCUUAUCCUCGUGCUGUGGCUCUAAUGCCGCUCCCCCAACUCUGGGCCAUCUUCUUCUUCAUCAUGAUCAUCUUCUUAGGAUUAGAUAGUGAGUUUGUAUAUCAAGAGGCACUGGUUACAACCAUCUCGGACAUGUAUCCUGGCUUCUUUCAAAAUGAUUGUCGCCGUAAACUCCUCCUCCUCGCCAUUUCUGUUGGAAGUUUCUUUGUCGGCCUUUUCAUGGUCACGGAGGGAGGCCUUUAUCUCUUUCAGCUGUUUGACUACUAUGCCUGCAGCGGGAUGACACUUCUGCUGUUUGCUGUUCUUCAGUCUGUCUGUAUCGGAUGGGUCUAUGGUGCAGAUCGUCACUAUGAUAAUAUAAAGGACAUGAUUGGAUAUCGACCAUGGCCUUUUAUGAAAUAUUGUUGGCAGUACUUCACACCAGCUAUCUGUACUUGCACAUUCCUCUUCUCCUUGAUCAAAUACACCCCACUCAAAUUCAACAACACUUACGAAUACCCCUGGUGGGGCUACACCAUCGGAGGAUUCUUCACUCUCUCUUCAACACUCAUGGUUCCUCUGUGGAUGCUGUAUGCUGUGUGUGUCACUCCAGGAACUCUGAGACAGAGACUGAAAGUUCUGUGCACUCCAGCCAAAGACUUACCAACUGCAACAUUAAGGACAACAUCAAACAAAGAAGCAUUUCAGACGUUCACGGGCUUGUACACACUGCGCUCGACACAAAGUCCUGAUGACAGAACGCACAGAGCUCAGAGAUUAUCCACCAUCUAAACUACGAGAGAAGAAUUUUUUUAAAUAGUGUUUAUUAAAUGACUAUAGGAUGUAUUAUUAUUGUUACUGGGGAAUCAGACAAGAAGUCUGGGAAAAUGGGUUUUAUAAAAUGGAAAGAAAUGUUUCUCCUUUUAUCACAAUCUGUGUUCUGUCAACCAUUCUUGAGAACUGGGAUGGACCAUGUCCUACAAAAAGAGCCAUAAAAUUGUAAUGAAACACACUAAUUUCAUUUCUGGGGUUUAACAUAAUUUUUUUAAAGGAUGUAUAUGUAUGAAAUGACUAUGAUUUAUAAAAUAUAUUUUUUUUAACUUCUAAUAUUGACCUGUGCCAGAAAACACCCUUGUCCCAGACAAGAAUUUACAACUUCAAACAAUUAAAUUAUGUGUUAAAAUCCUUAAAAAGCUAAAACUAACAGUACAAACUGAUGACAUCAGUGUAAAAAUGUACUGCUAAGAUAAUCUUUGUUUUAAACUAUAUUCUUUAUGUUCCAGAAUUUGUCAACUCCAGCAGAUUUCUACAAAAACAUCAUUAAAUCAGACAUUAGAUAUAUCAUAAAGACUGGUAAGCUUAUCAAUUUUUUGAUAAAUAUAUAAUAUGAUAUUAUUAUUAUUGGGUGAGUCUCAACCAUAACCAACUUCGUAGCCCUUCUAAAUCAAAACUAAAUAAGAAUUAUAGUUUUAAGUAUAUAUUGAUUAGCAUUAAGAAAACUCUAAAACUUGGCUGGCUGCUCACUUCAACUGCUGUGAAAUAAAUAAAUAUGUAACUUCUUGUCAACUCCGUAAGUCAAGACGUUGAUCUUUUAAAAUAUAUUUUCCCAGUCUAAUUGAAGAGUAAAAAUCAAAGCCCCCCCAAAAAGUAAGGUUUUGUCCCAAUCCUUAAGAAUGUGUGGUAUAUACAGUAUCUACUGUGUAUGUUGGUUGGCAGUAUGUAAAACAUUGUUUUGUGUUAUGUUUUAUAUUAAUAAUGAUUUAGAAAAUUCUAUGUAAUAGUUAGUGAUUAUGAUAAUUUAUUGGGUGACAAACGAGUUGUUUAAAAACGUGGUUAAUAUAAACAAUAUUACCAAAAACAGUAGUAUUCAAAGUAAGUUAAUAAAUUAAUUUAAACCAACAUAUAGAGUGUUUAAUACACCACUACAGGGUACAUUACUAUAAAAAGGCAUCAGGUAUAGAGAAAACAAGGUAGUUAGGUGAGUGCAGCACUGUACAGUGCACCAGCGUCAGACCACACCUGUGUGCCUUUCACACCUGAAACUGAGGGAAGCUUGGUAUGCAGGCUGUAAUUCAACACACUGCAUGUUCUGAGCUUUUCUCAUUUAAAUUACAGAGUAAUAUAAAGCGUCAGUGUUCAGCUGUUUUACACUUUGAUUGCAGUGUUCACACUGUGUGGGCUGAAACAUGAAACUUGUGUUGAAACAAUUGUGACAACAAAGUCAGUUACGUACAGAUAAAAAAACAGCACCAGGUGCUUAAGUAGAGAUAAGAACAUUGAAAGCAGUACUUUGCUUGAGGAGCUGUUGUUCUGUGUGUUUUAUUUUUUACUAUAAACCACACAGAGUUUACUGCUUAAAUAAUAACCAAAAUAACUACAAAUUUGGAGAGCCUUGUUAGUCUAAAAAUAAUUUUCUGACACUACUGGCUCCCAUUUUCCAGAAUGAAUGAAAUAAAUAAACAGUGAACACAUUUGGGAAUUUAUUGAAAUAAUAUGUGUGUUAAAAAAAAGAAAUAGGUAGGGACAUAUAAGUUUUACUUCUACCUACUCUUUUUCGGACACUGUUAUCUUUACCUCUGCCAAGGAGGUUAUGUUUUCGCCAGCGCUGGUUUGUUUUUCUGUCUUCGUUUGUCUGCAAAAUAACUCAAAAAGUUGUGAACGGAUUUUGAUGAAGCUUUCAGGAAAGGUUGAUAAUGGGACAAGGAACAGCGAAGUGGAUAAAAUAAUCAAAUGGCGGGAAAUCCGAGCUGCUUGGCAGAGGUCUGCGCUCUCUGAGUGCUUUUCUAGUUGUUUGUUUUUUUAUUUUUUUUAUUUUUGUUAGAAAAGGUCAUUCAUUCAUUCAUUCAUUCAUUUAUUCACUCAUUCAUUCAUACAUAAGAAAACAGAACAAAUAACUCACAUUACAGUGUUGUUAAACUGACAAACAGUGUGUGUUUUAUAACGUCACACGGACAACUAAUUUCCUGUUCAGCUGUUUGUACCUGUAGGUCUACUUAACUAACUCAUUUAGUUAUUUUAAAUAUUUAAAAAAUAAUAAUAAUAAAAAUCAGCCAUGAGUACACAGUCACAGUAUGAUCCCAGAACACAUCUCUUCUCCCAGACUUCUACCGGCACUCCAUAUUUCAGUUUUUCUACAGUGUAAUUUGCCUAAAACCAAUUAUUUUUCUUACCCAAAUGUACCUGUGAUUUUUAUAAAGU
Molecule: messenger RNA, 4651 nt
Organism: Epinephelus fuscoguttatus (brown-marbled grouper)
Lineage: Eukaryota; Metazoa; Chordata; Actinopteri; Perciformes; Serranidae
Product: sodium- and chloride-dependent GABA transporter 2-like
Exons: 15
Coding region: 431-2245 (604 amino acids)
Biological process (GO): sodium ion transmembrane transport
Cellular component (GO): membrane
Source: RefSeq, a predicted model, not a curated record